Molecule: messenger RNA, 4798 nt
Organism: Patiria miniata (bat star)
Lineage: Eukaryota; Metazoa; Echinodermata; Asteroidea; Valvatida; Asterinidae
Product: IgGFc-binding protein-like
Exons: 4
Coding region: 433-2337 (634 amino acids)
Source: RefSeq, a predicted model, not a curated record
UAACGUAGUCACCAUGUAAGGCAAUGUAGGCCUACUGAGUACUAGUAAUCGUGAUAUAGCAGUUGGCAUAGACAGACUAUAGAUUGCAAUGAAAGUUUAAACCGUCACAGUAAAUUGGCUAUAAACGAGGAAAUGCAAGAUAUCCAAAAAGAAAAUAUUGUAUGUGUAUAGCCUUCAACGCAUAUCAUUCUUCUCCAUUUUCACCAUGAAGGGAUAUAUUCACACAAGCGUGGCCAUGUAUUACAGCCGGCGGCAGGUACUGCCAGGUUGGCGUUCAUGGCCCACAGUAACGACCUCGCCGCAUGAAUAAGCAAACUGUAAAGCUAUCCUCGCUGAACUAUUUUUGUGGCGAGACAGAACUGGAAAAACGUUCGCCUUUCUCCACACUAGUUAAUAGAGGGGAGAGUCGCCAUCAGUUUGAUCCAGUUUUUGAUGCCGUUAAAAUACGUCUCUGAUCUAAACUCUGAGUUUCGCACGAGGAGACAUACCCAUUGGGACACGCAGACGACAAUGAUACCAAUAAUCGUACAACUAGUGACGCUCCUGAUGACGGGUGGAAACUUGGUUGGCAACUGCAUGGUUGAAGCCCAAACCAACGCUGGCCAGAAAUUCGUAUUUGCCUUCGCCGAGAACUACCGGCCGAAUGCCGACCCGACGGUCCUCAUCACCAACAUGUCACCGCUGGACCACGCCAUCGUUAGCGUCACCAUCAAAACGCCUGUACACGGGCUGCUGCAGAUUGUCACGCUGCAAGGGUUCGGUCACACGGAGCAAGUCCCGCUGCCGAGGGACAUUGUCCCGGUCAGUCCUGAGUUGGACAUGGUGGCCGUCAUUAUCGAAGCGAACGAUACCGUGAGCGUGUACGCCAUUAACGACGCACACGAUCGCUCCAUGGAUGGUUUCACCGUGCUACCCGUGAGCUCCCUGGGCACUGAGUACUACGUGGCGUCCUACACUCCCUCGCUACGCUCCCAGAUCGUUAUCGUGGCCAUAGACGAUGAAACUGAGGUUGAGAUUGAACUGUCCAACACCGUCAUGUACAAAGAUCGCAAUGUGAAGGGAGGGGAUACUAUCUUGGUGGACGCCCAGCAACAUGAUGCUUUCUUACUGAGCGGACGAAUGGAUCUGACAGGGACAAGGAUUUAUGCGAGAUCGAAUCAUCCCAUUGCCGUGCUGUCCGGCAACCGAUGCGCGUUCCUUCCAAUCGGUGUCAAUUCCUGCGAUCAUCUGGUGGAGAUGCUACCGCCAUUCAGUCAGUGGGGGAGGCAGUUCGUCGUCAUGCCAUUCAUUGGCCGAUCCACGGGGAUCAUCUACCGCGUCAUCGGCGGCCGCGACGGUACCGAGAUCACUGUGAACUCGCAGAGGAUGCGAGUGAACCAGGAGCACUACCUGGAGUUCGAACUGGCGGUCGGUCAGAGCGACUUCGUCGAGUCGCACAACCACCCCGUACAGGUGGUGCAGUACACCAAGGGAUACGACGCGGAUGGUGUGAGUGGCGAUCCUGCUAUGAGUAUCGUGCCUCCGAUGGAGCAGAGCCUCAACACGGUGAGGUUCCCGACCUACAACACCACCAAGGACAUGCAGACCGUGCAUAACUACGUUAACAUCUACGCUCCCUGCGCGGAGAUGUACUACGGCAACUUGACCAUGGAUGGCGUGGUCAUCCGCGAGUUAGUGUCGGCGGAGCAGCGCAUCGUCAGGGUGGAUAGCUCCGCCUACUGCGGCGUUGGGCUGUACCUCACCCACGGGGUGCACACCAUCGCGCCGGCAGCUCAAGGAGGGGAAAGCUUCAUCGCCCUGGCCUACGGCUUUGCCGACAUGAACUCGUUCGCCUGGCCCGUGGGUCUGGGGACCAAGGAAAUUACUUGCCUGUAUCCGGGACUCGACGGGACUCAACUGGAAUACUCCUGCAGCAGGACGCUAGUUGUUCAACGCGUUCCCUGCAAUAUGUCGGAGGUUGUCGACGGCGAGGAAUGUAAAAAUGUAGAUUGUGUCCCAAAUGAGUAUGUCAUCUAUAUCGCAGCCGGGUCUGCUGUCGUAGCCCUUAUCCUGGUGAAACUCCUCAGCCAUUUUGUCAUCCAAAGAACAAAACCCCCCAAACAACUAGCCUUCGGGCAAAUCGGCUUGAAAGACCAACCACCGGAGAUUGCCAUCCACGAUGGGAGCACGCGGGAUGACUUCCUCCAUGGUGACAGCAACCGCGACUUGAGCGAGACAUCCAAGACACUUCGCCCGCCGUCUCCUCCGCCUCAGCGGCGAUCAUCGAUCAGGUCAGAGAGGGCCGAGAGAAUGAGACGCAGUUCCCGUACUCCAUCGCCCUCACAAGGUUCCCGUUAGCAGGAGCUACGCUGAACGAAAAUUCUCUGCUGAUCACGACAUGGCUGUCUACUCUGAAACAAAUCUCGACCUUUCGUUUUCAUUCUUACACAACGGUCGCCAUGUUUCUUGUUGCCUCAAAAACAUGUUUUCCUGUAAGACAAAAUAAAAAAUAACAGGCAAUGAUAUUUUGAUUAAUAGAUCAACUUAAAUAAUGGUUAAUACAUGAGGCCUUUUAAGAUGUACAGGAUGUUAAAACAUCUUCUUUGUUAAUUUUCUUUUUGCAUAUUAAAAAUUAAGACAAUUUGUGACAGGCUUAAAAUCAAUGAAAUAUCGGUGCAAACUUACACAGAUUUUUGCAGAAUUAUAUUUAAAAGGUAACCUUCACUCUCGGUGGAGCACAUUGGAAAGUACGAUUUGUUUUGAUAAAUCUUACCCCGAGGAGCCUAACUCUUCAGGCACGAAAAAGGCUACAUGGAACACGCUCUCCUAUUGGCUAACAAGCUCCAUGGAAAAAAAGAGACCUCGUACAAUACAUUGAGAAUCAUGAAUAUUCAGUGUGUAGGAAAACGUCCAAAGUCUACGCAGACAAUCUGAUUGGCUGAUGACAUGUGUCCAAAUAGUAUAAACGUAGUUUGCCAGGGUAGUCUAGGCCUAUACGACGUAGACAAGUAAAAUCACCUGGGCUAUAGCGUGGAAUAUAAACCUUAUUAAAGUGGAAGCCAUUUUCGAUCGUGUUCCCUGAAUCUAUUUUAUAAAUUGUAAACUGUUGACUGGGAUGGUUCCAGACUACUUUAUGAUUGGCGUGCGUUCCAAGUCUCGCUUUCGAUGUUUUUAUUUUAAAUGUGGCUUAAACAUUAAUUAGAGUAUGUUAAUCGCAAUUUAGAAGAUUCAUCAGAGUGCACUGGCAUUAACUUUUAUUUGAUUGCUUUCAUUUCUCGCAGGUUCCAAAAUUGAAGAGUAUUGUUUCGGUUUGCGGUAACACCAUGUGGUAAUAACUACUGUCGCUCAGUAGUUUUUAGUUCUGAUAAGAACUUGUCCUGCUUAUUACCAACUUUCGCUAAGUAGUUUUUAGUUCUGAUAAGACAAGUGCUACUUAGUUCUACACGAAUUUGUCUUUGGUCUCAACGUUUCGACUAGCAUGAUCUAGUCAUCGUCAGGGGACUGUGCAUUAACUCCCCCAACUCGUAGGUUGGCGUAGCGGUACUUUUCUCACCUUCCACCGCUGUGACCCGGGUUCGAAUCCUGCCUCGGCCAAUAUAUGGAUUUGGUUUUCAGUCCCUGCCUGAGUCCGUGGGUUUUCCCUAGAACGUCAUUCUGGGGAUUUCCUCCCACCUCUAAAACUGUAAUUUGUUCUCACUGUCUUCUCCCUACAGGUUUCUUUACAGGCUAGAUCGAGCUACACAGUGCCUAUAAGGGCGCUUUUGAGGAAGCCUUGGUUUCAUUACCAGAAAUGAUUAAUAUUAAUAAUAUGAAUAUGGCUGACUCGUGAUAGUCUUGGGCCUAUAGACCAUUUUCAUGUUGCAGCCAUUUGAUUUUUUUGCCAUUCAAAUCAAUGUAACCAAAGCGAGGCUGGAGGGAAAAAUAGUCUGGUUCCUUUUUACACAAAAACACUAUCAUUCAGUACUGUUAUUGGAUACAGGGAACAUGACUAAAAUGGGAGAAGCAUGAUAUAGGUCUAUUGAGGCAGCUGCUCAAACAACCCAACUUCGUUCUCAGGCUCUUCUUGCAACCUCGAAGAAAAUAGUAGACAACACUGUGAUUUUAUUCUCGAUGCGUAGCCUAUUGCGUGUUUUAAUGUUCAUUACGAAUUACUAUGUCCAAUCCUACUCGAAAACUAUAUUCUCUCUUUUCAGUUUGCGUAUUAUCAUAGGUAAAACUGAAAUUUAAAUUGAUAAUAAUUUCACAUUAUGUAAAAAGGUAUUUGGAUAAUAUGCAAAAUGAUCCAGUACCGGGCGAGAGCAGCUAGCGGAAGCGUACUGCUCGACGCCACAGGGACGAGGUUGGAAACAACCAUUUUGGUGUUUUCUUGUAAUAUAAAAUUUAUUUUGGUAUAAACUGUAAUUGUCUUGUCUUGCUGUAUGUAAUUUUGACCCCUUUUUCAUUUAAUAGGCUAAAAGCCCUAUGCUCAAACGUUAUUCCGUGCUUAUAAAGCAAGUCGAAGACCCCAAGGUGUAUCAAACGGUUGACGUUGUAAAAUUAUGUAAAUGUGUUCUAUAAAUUGGAAAUUGCAUUUUUCUUGGCCUUUAAUAAGGAAUUAUAAAUACGAUUUUUAAAAACUGUUUAAUUAUUGUAUUUAGACGACAUGAGACAAUAACGAAUUAUGGAAGUGUAAGGUUAUGUAUUCGGACUUAUAAGUCUGUUUAAAUUUAAGUACAAGAAUUAUAUGGACCUACGUAAGGCAGGUAAAAUGGAUUUGAUAGGGGGCAUUUUGUUGCUGUAAAUAAACGGCGUAGGCCUAGAUGUGAGCGCAAUAUGAGAA